UCGGACUUGGAGAGGUCGGGAGGAAUCCCCAAAAAAAGGCUCUUGAAUCCACAAUGAAGUAAAGCCCAACUCAAGUCUUUCUUGGCAUGUAUUGCUAUUCAUCGAGAACCCCACUGGACUUAACAGCCACUGUCCAACUUCCCACUGUUGACUUCUGACCCUAUCGUUGAUUGCCCCUUUCUUUGUACCGUAUAUCCAUACACCUGAUUUUCAAUAAAAAGACCACAAGAGUAGCCAACAAAAAGAUGGCCGAGGCAGUAGGACUAGUCGUUAGCUGUUGGGAGUUGGCCGGUUAUGUCUCGAAGGUGGUCAAGCAGGUGAAGCUGAUAAAGGACGCGCCGGAAGACAUCGGAAAAAAGCAACAACAAAUUUCGCAGCGCGCCGAGAGCAUCAUGAUAAUUCUACAAACGCCAGGCCUUGAUGCCGAAUGUCAGCGGCAUCUGUUGUCGAGCUCGCAACCUCUUCUAACCGCGAUGCACGAGGCGCAAGAGCUCCUUGGGCAUCUGUUCCCGAAAGGUCGAGAGGGAAAGUGGGAUUCAAUUCGUGGUGGCUUUGAAGCGGUACGGAACAAGGACAAGAUCAAAGAUGCUUUCGACAAGGUUCUUCAAGCGCAGAAUGCAUGGAUGGGAGGAAUGCCCGUGGUCUUGUAUGGUCAACAUAGGAAUGUUUUGGUAGAAAUCGUAAACGGACUGCUUCGCGCAGAGGCCGUGGGAGCCGAAACGCUUGCUUCUACUGGCCGGAUCGAAAUCGCCACUGCGGGCACACAAGAAGAGGUCAAAGAGGUGAAGGAGGUUUUAGGUCAACUGACGCUGCUAACUCGGCAAAUAUACAACCGAGCCGUCGUAGAAACCAACCAAAAGAUCCCAGCUGGCAUGGCCACGAAUAGCACUGCCAUAGAGAGCAAGGCACUAGCGCCCGUGGCACACAAGAUGGCAAUAAAUAAUCUCAACAGUAAGGGCUGCAAUUGCGUCAGGAUAUCGACUCGCCGGACCAUGAUCAAAGCCCGCUUCGUGUCCCAGUCCCUCUAUGAUCACAGGCCAGACUGCCCUUACUACCAAAGCGGCGACAAGACACAAGCCUACUUCGCAUACCUGCCAUCCUGGAGUGUUGCCUGGCUACCCGGCCUUGGGGGAAAGUCUGUGACGGUCGGUUGGGCCCAGAGCUUCAAAGGUGGCGCGUAUUCUAUCGAUCCCAUCCUGCGGAUGACGCACCAGGUUAAACGCGAGGACUCUCCGGUCUUUAAGGUGCUUGACCAGUUCAUCUCAGGUUUCCCUUGGGCGUUGUGGGUAGGGGAAAUCCAGUUUCCACCAACAAAAACGCCCGUCGACAAGCAUGAGGAUCUGGGGGAAACCAUAACCAGAAUCAAGUUGCUCUUUCAAACAGGCCAGGGCUUUCCAACGGACGUGGAUGAAAACGGGCAGUCCAUAUGGCAGACCAGUUUGAUGAUGCUUGAAGCAGCCCUGCGAGGCCGCCAUGACGAGCUGAUACCUUUUCUGCAAGAGCUUUUGUUGAUGCUCUUGGAAAAGGGUGUUAGGCCUGAUCAGGAACACCGCAGUUCCGACUAUUUAACGCUCAAGAGGAUAUGGUCACUCCCAAUCUGCGACGUUAGCUAUCAAUUCCACGAAGGGAAGACGACAGCCUUUGACGGCUUUAGACUACCGCUUUAUGACGAACUGAAGGCCGAAAAAUAUGUCGAGCACCAGGCCAAAUUUGAGUCGAUAUUUGAAACGACGCCACCGAGGACCUGGAGGCCGUUGCUUCGGGUUCAUCCAGAACUCUUGGAUGAUUAUGAACUUCCAACAAUAUCCAAGAAGCUACUGCUUGCAUGCACGAUUGAGGAGUUCAAAAACGGUGUGACAUACGAAGAAAUUCAAGAAUGGGAAAGAGAAAACAACUGGUGGCGCAAGAGGGUGCUUCUCGGCUGGCCAGAGGUUAUUCCAUACUUGGUCGAGGCCGGAUGCGUCCUCCCACUUGCACUAGAAGAUGCUUGCGUGACUGGUUGCGUCGAAGUAGUUCGCGCACUUCUCAAAGUGGAGCAUAUUUCUAUUCAAAUUCUGCAUUUGGACGCGGCGUUCGAGUGCGGGAGUGUUGAAAUCCUGGAAGCUGUGGUUCAAGAAAUGGUUGCUAGACGGGACAUGAUGUGCGAGCUGGCAUCGGCCGUCUUAGAGCCAGACGUUUGGGCUGGGUUUGGCAUGUGCGAUCGAGGUCGGGCGCUAUCAUCAAAGGAUGCACGCAGGCUGCUCGAUAUUACACUGGACGAGUAUCAAGGCAGGCUCGCCGAAGCCUUGAGGGCUCUUGAGAGCCCCAAGGCCUAUUUCUCGAUUGACUCCAAGUUCAGCGAUCCUCAGACCGACGAGCGCAGAAUGGUUGAACGAUUGAGUUGCAUUGGCCUCUUUGAGGAAUACAUGUUUCCAGAACCGGCCCGUUGCGAGUUGGUAGGGAAUUAUGUAGGCGCUAUCCAGUGCCUCCUCGACGCGGGCUUUCAUGACCUAGACAAGAAAGAUUAUAACGGGGAGACGCUACUUUACAGGACUUGUCACAAUUACAAGCCUGAAGGGGCAGAAUUUGGAGUCAAAGAUCGCGACCUUCUCUGGCUUUUGGAAAAUAGCAGCAAAGCCCAGUUUCCGAGAGAACUAGUUUCGGAGCAUCAAUCGCUUGUCAGCCCUAUAUUUUAUGCGGCGAGUGUUCUAAGACAUGUCAGCAUCGAGGCUUUGCAAGAUGCAGGGGUACUUGAGCAGCUAUCAGAGGUGCCAACCGAUCUCUGCGAAUGCUUUUGUUCUUCCGACGGAUGUAUGCCGCAUUACAUGUUUCUGAGAUGUGAUGGCAACGGUUGUCAAGAGAACGCAAAACACGACGCAUGCACCGGAGGCGCAUACGAAGUGACGGCUCGGGAUGGUUGUUUGCAUCAGUGGUGUGAAGCAUGGGCACUUCCGAACCCUCAAAAGGAACUUUACUAUGCCGAAGCUUGUCGUCUUGAGAUUUUUGAGAGGUUGGGGAUGAAACACACCUGCUGUGCUUCAGGACGGCGAAAGGAUUACAUUGAGCGGAUUCACGGGCUGGGAGGUUUACGUUCCAGGUUCGACGCCUACCAAGCUGGGAUACCACAAGCAAACAUACCAAACAGAUGGCCGCGAGUCGACGAUGCCGAGCGGCAAGAAAUCCAAGAAGAAGACUGUGAACUAAAGGCACAGCUGGACAGGAUUAUGCAUCACUAUGACAAGAUACGAGCGAUAUUUCUGACAUCCCUGGUCUGUGGCGAGACUGGCGAAGACUUUUGCGACUCUUUCUGGUUCUUUUGGUGGUCGUGUGUUGAUCAGAUCCUGCCGCCGUUGGGGAAGGACAAGUGCGUAUAUCGUGGAGUUGAAUUCAACCAGCGGGAGGUUUACAAGUCGCGGAGUUUGUAUGAGAAAAUGGAUAAAGAAUUCGCAGACAAAAGGGAAGACGAAAAAGAGGCUGCUCUGGAUGCAGCAGGAUACAAAGGCAAGAAUUUUGGGGAUGUGGUCGAUGAAUAUUUUGGAGAAAGCUUGGAUACAAUUGUAUUUUUGCGUGGUCGGAGAGCCGAUUAGGCAAGUUGCGAUCGUUGGGGAUUUGGGUACGCAGUUGUAAGGGUAAGUAGUAAAGGUGGCACUAUGGUCAGGUAUUUUAUUCCAUUGUAUCUG
Messenger RNA from Pyricularia grisea, 3659 nucleotides. RefSeq lists its product as uncharacterized. The transcript has 4 exons. The record is from RefSeq and is a predicted model, not a curated record. Bases 246 to 3566 code for a protein of 1106 amino acids. Lineage: Eukaryota; Fungi; Ascomycota; Sordariomycetes; Magnaporthales; Pyriculariaceae.